AUGAUAUCUCCUUUAAUAAGUUUAUCAUUCAAAGACAAAAAAUUAGCCGAAGUUGAAUUAAUUCAACACGAAUUUUUUCUUAUUUUACGUGAUCAAAUUCUGAUCGAACAUUUACGUCGACGACAUAUCGAAGGAAAUCUGACUGGAAAAAUUUUAUUGAAUGUUUCCAUUUUAUUUAUGAAUCUUUAUCAUAACAUUACCGAUACGAAUGUUGCUGAAUGUGAACAUUUACUUCUUCAUUAUCCAUUGAUUGAUGAACUCGUUAAGUGUUUGAAUGAAUUGAACAAUUCUGAUAAACAUAUUAACGAUCCUAAUCUUCUUCGUUCGAUUAGUUUUCUCUUAACGGCAUUAAAACAUUUACAUGCCAAACAAAUUAUUAACGAUGAAUAUUUACUUUUAAAACCAUUAUUCUCUGCCAUUGCUCAACGUUUAACUUCAUUGAAUACAAUCACAAUGAUUCGAAAUUUAAAAAGAAAUUUUACUCAAUAUCUCGAUCAUCGCAAUAUUCUCUUUUUGGAUACAAUGCCAUUAUAUUCACAAUGGUAUUCCGAUUAUGAUGAUUUAGAAAUAUUUCUUCAAGUUUUACGAAGAUUAUUGAAAGAAUUUACCGAUUGGUUCACCAGUUGUUCACCGGAUUCCUAUCGACAUUGUACAACAAAAAUGGGAUCGAUGAUUCGUCAUUUCACUUAUUUUCUUGUUCGUCCUAUUGAAUCCGAUAAUUUAAAGAUAUUUAGUGAAGAAUUUUAUGAUGAUUAUUGUCGA
This is a messenger RNA of Rotaria sp. Silwood1, 762 nucleotides long. The record is from the annotation of a GenBank genome assembly. Lineage: Eukaryota; Metazoa; Rotifera; Eurotatoria; Philodinida; Philodinidae.